Messenger RNA from Chaetura pelagica (chimney swift), 366 nucleotides. RefSeq names its product RNA-binding protein 25-like. The coding region runs from base 1 to 366 and encodes 121 amino acids. The record is from RefSeq and is a predicted model, not a curated record. NCBI's taxonomy places the organism in Eukaryota, Metazoa, Chordata, Aves, Apodiformes, Apodidae. The transcript is spliced from 3 exons.
AUGGACAGGACAGAAGGACAGACAGAAAGAGAGGAGGACAGAUGGACAGACAGACAAGGACAGACUGACAGACAAACAGAAGGACAGAAAAAAACAGAAAGACGGACAGAAAGACAGAAGGACAGGCUGACAGAAAGAUGGAAAAAAGGACAGAAAGACAAGGACAGAUGGACAAAAGAACAGACAGACAGAGAAGGACAGAAAGAAAGACAGAAGGACAGACAAAGACAGACCGACAGAAUGCAGCAACAGCCGCUGCAGGAAUACAUGGGGACCCACUCUGAUUCCAUCCAUAGUGCUACAAGUCAACCGAGCAAACUGUCAGUGCAACACAAACUGGAAGAACUGAUACCUGUUCUAACAUGA